Molecule: messenger RNA, 3879 nt
Organism: Pteropus alecto (black flying fox)
Lineage: Eukaryota; Metazoa; Chordata; Mammalia; Chiroptera; Pteropodidae
Gene: CD38
Product: CD38 molecule
Exons: 7
Coding region: 31-666 (211 amino acids)
Biological process (GO): positive regulation of B cell proliferation
Cellular component (GO): plasma membrane
Molecular function (GO): NAD+ nucleosidase activity; phosphorus-oxygen lyase activity
Source: RefSeq, a predicted model, not a curated record
AAAGAUUGCCAAAAGAUAGUGGGGGCGUUCAUGGGUGCAGUGCUUUCGAAGGACCCUUGCGGCUUCACAGAAGAAGACUAUCAACCUCUGAUCAAGCUGACAAAUCAAACUGUACCUUGCGACAAGACUCUCUUUUGGAGCAAGUCCAGGGAGCUGGCGCAUCAGUACACCAAGGUCCAGCAGGAGAUGUUUACCCUGGAGGACACGCUGCUGGGUUACAUGGCUGACGGUCUCAAGUGGUGUGGAGACGCAGGCUCCUCCGAAUUGAACUAUCAGUCUUGCCCAGAUUGGAGGGGAGACUGCGCCAAUAACACCAUGUCCGUCUUCUGGGACACCGUGUCUAAAUGGUUUGCAGAAAAUGCCUGCGGUGUGGUCCAGGUGCUGCUCAAUGGGUCCUUCAGCAACGCCUUUAAUAAAAACAGCACCUUUGGACGUGUGGAAAUCUAUAAUUUGCUUCCAGAUAAGGUUUCUACACUACAAACCUGGGUGAUGCAUAACAUUGAAGACGUUCACAGUGACUCAUGCUCAGCUUCCUCCAUAAAUGAUCUGAAAUCGAUUUUAAGCAACAGGAAUAUUAACUUUACCUGCCAGAGUAACUACAGGCCUAUCAAGUUUCUUCAGUGUGUGAAAAAUCCUGAGCAUUCAUCUUGCAAUUCUCUAAUAUGAACCAAUCAGCAUGGUGGUUUUUGAACUCUGAGCCCUUCUCAUACAGAUUGGACCGCUGUGCAUGACUCAGGAGACAUACCAGUGGGAAGCCGAGGAUUUGACUGAUUCUCUGUCACCAUGUCAAUGCCAAAAAUGGAAGUUUUUCUCCUAAAGUCUUAAAAUAACACGUUAUUGGCAUAGUUUUUAUUUUGAUCUCCUAGUAGUCAAGAAAAAAUUAUUAUGUAAAAUGAAAAUUUUAUAUUAUUUCAUUUUAAUUUUCAUAUGGUGUUUUUAUGUUGGUAACAUACUUUCUGUUGAAGAAGGAUCACACCAAACCUCUCUUAUUGGAACAGGCAAGUAAAGAAAAUGGCAGAUGCCCAAGCUUUUCAGAAAACGUCACAUUUUCAAAUGAAUAACCUGACCUCAGGAUGUAAUUUUGUACCCUUCCUAUAGGUAAACUGUAAUGCCAUGGUUAUGGGUCAUGUUGGGAAAAGUAUUCUGUAGAUAUAAGCUACUCAGGUACUUGGUGCUUUACCUCUAAACCUUCUAACAGUUCUGUGAGGUUGAUAUCAGUAUCUCCCAUUUGUUAGAUGAGAAAGUGGAAGUUUAGAGGCGUUUCAUAAUUCGCCUAAAGUCAUACAUUUAGUUCAAGGUAGAGGCUCAAUUUGAAUUCGGCUCUGUCUGACUCUUUCUAGGCCUGUAAUGCCAAACGAACAGUGCCUUAUGUUCUCUUCCAAUAAAUGCAUGUUGGAUUUAGUUGAAUACAGUAGAAUCUGGAAUGUGAUUUUUCUGGAUGGCUUCGAAGCAGACACAAUUUUUUCUCCUCUUCCCCUUCCUCUUGCUUCUCGUGUUCGGUGUCUUACAUACGUAGUGGGCAGUUACAAUAUGUGUCUGUUCCUGAUACUGGCAGUUCAGUUGGUUCAUUUUCUCCUUUUUUCCUUGGGGAUUAUUAUUUCUGAUACUCUUUCAAGGAACCAUCUUUUAGCUUUGUUGAUUUUCUCUAAUUGCUUUUUGUUCUCUUUAUUAUUAGAGAUAUAGAAAUUCCUUAUAAUUUCUUUGGAUUUUUAAAUUCAUCUUCUUGAACUGGAAACUUAGAUCAUUGAUUUUUCAACCCAUUUCCUUUUCUUAUAUUUAGUACUGUCAAUUUUCUUCUGAGUGCUUCUUUAGCUGUGGCUCUUAAGUUUUGAUAUGUCUCUUUUCAUUAUCAUUCAGUGAAAAAUAUUUUCUAAAAUUGUUUAGAAAUGUGUUGCUUAAUUUUCAAACAUCUGGUGAUUUUCUAGGUUUUUUUUUUUUAAUAUAAAUGCAUUGAAUGAAAAAUUAAUACAUUAAUUUGAGACUCCUCGAGGGAACCUACAGGGUUUGUUGAAAACAGCAUAUAUUGUGGAGUCAGGCAGUUAUGGGUUCAUAUUUUGGCAUCACUGUGAUCUCACAUGAAAUAUCUGACCUCCCUGAACUUCAGUUUUCUCGCCACUCACAUAAGCAUUAUAAACUCACCCCCACAAAAGUGUGGUUAGAACUAAAGAAGGUGACAGAAAUUGACGAGGCAUAGCGCCUUAGAUGAAAACAAGUAUUUAACUAGUGUUGGCUCCUUUCUGCCUGCCACCGGUUGGUGACCCCGUGUCCUUCAGGAGCCCUUUCAGCCGCAGCCACUGCAGUCAGUUUGUGAGUUCUUCACUAGCUCUUUCUCCACUCAGGCUCAUCAUCACAAGAAUUAGUCUUGGCUAGACAUGAGGCCAGGUGCGUGGGAUCAGUUCUGAUUAAGAGUCAGACUUGUGCCACGUUUUAAUGAGCUCCAUCUGCAGAAUGUCUUCAGCAAUAGGUCCCUGCUAAUCUGCUGAGUGACCUGGCUGUUCUCCACUCAGGACAAUUUCUGCCGAUUGUCAGGCUUGCGUGCUGAUUUCUGGACUCUCUAAAUGUACCUUCCUUGUUCAUCAGGAUACCCCCGGAAGUGGCUGCCUGUGUCAGAAAAAUUUCAUUCUUUAUAUUACCUUCCAAUUUGCAAGAGGCUUCUCCCAAGAAGACUCAUUUGAGUGUUCAAGUUCAAAGCCAGUGGAGACUAAGAGGGGGCUGGUCCCACGGUUUUCACACUGUGCCACAGAGGACUCUGGGAGCCCUGGAGGUGGUUGGGGGCUGGGGUGCUCUUUUCUCCUUGCGCCACCUCUGUAUAUUACCAUGCCACCCCACCCUUGCGUCCUCUCCCUCUGCUGUUCCAACUCGGGUAUCUCUGCCAUUAGCCACUCGGCCAUCUUUAGCCUGAAGGCCUUUCUGGCCUACGUGUGUAAAUAGAUCCUCCAUAUCCCUCUUCAUAUAAGUGACUCUACUGAAUUACUGAUCACUCAUCGACCUCAUCCUUCACUCAUUGACCUGCUACCCCUGUCUCCCCACUGCAUUCCUGUGUGCUCUAGAGACGCUUCUUACCAUCCCAACUCGCAUCCGCCAUCACACUUACCCAGAGACUGCGGGAGUGACCCAGGGCACUGUCUCCCUUUUCUAACUCCUGAAAGCUCACCGUUUUCCUUCUGUGAUGGUUCUUAUAAUAUUUACAUCACGGUUUCAAGUAUAGUUCUGAAAUUUGAGGCUGAAUACUUGAAAAGAUGUAUAUAUAUAUAUGUAUAUAUAUACACACAUACAUAUACAUAUAUAUAUAUAUAUAUGCGCGCGCACACACACACUUGCAUGAUGCAAAACCAUGUCUCUCAAUAGACAGCGAUUCUGUAUCCGAUGGGUCUUUCUUGAGCCCUAAGUCAUUCUUUGUGUUGACCUGUUUAGUGCUGUUUCUGUGUCUUUUAUCUUCUAUGUACCUGGCAAACAAAGCCAGGUAUAUAUAAAAUAUUUUGGCAAAACACAUUCUUUCUUUGGCUUGACAGCUUUCUAUGCCUUUAGCUCUUGUUGGGAACGAGCUCAACCCACAUCUGCAUACUCCCUGCUGCAGCAGAUGUAGCAGGGGCAGCGCUGACCUCCUGGCAUCCCGUUUCUCCUUAAAACAAUUCCUAAGUCUGUGAUUUGAGUGUCAGGUAGAAUCCAUGCUGUACAGAGGGACUCUGUUUUUGUGGCUUUUUGAAAAGGCAAGUAAUCAUAUGAACUGGAUAAAUGUUAUAUAUGGCAAAUGAAAAUUGUAUAAAGUAGAAUGUUAAAGUAAACACAGAGUGUGUUGUAACUAUAAAAGUCAUUUUAUGAAUGUAGUGUUAACCCAGACAUUUUCUACAGUUUUUUAAAAUAAAGCAAUUAACUAUU